ACAUGGUAGGCUUUUGUCUCCGUCUACAUACAUGAUAGGCAUGUUAAAAUGGUAUUAUUCCACAUCUAUCAAAUAUUGGAUUUCUUAUAGUCUUAUAUUCAAGUGACCAGAUUGGAAGAAUGUUACAAUAUUGUCUUUAUUAUUAUUAUUAUUUUUUGGAGAGGGUUUUAUCAGUUUAUGGAAUCUGUAGUUUGAUAAUUGAAAGGUCAACCGCUACCGCUUUACUCAAAUUACAUUAGGUUCUAUCUUUCUAUUGUUUAGUUUUAGGGUGAACAUCCAUAUUCUGGAGAAAAUUAAAGUUACACCCUAAACGGAAGAAAUUUUGUAAGCUACAGAAAUUCCUACUUCAGCAUCUGUUGCAUUUCAAGAUAGAAAGAAAUUGCAAAUUGUGCAUUGGAAGAUAUUUCAGGAUCUUUGAGGAAUUUUCUUUUUCUUUUAUAUGAAUUUUUUGAUCGAAUGGAUCCAAGAUGCCCCUUGUCAUGUUUCAUGGAAGUUUACAAAGAUCAAACCCUUGGAAGUCAACUGUCCGUGUAGAGACGAAAUGACUAAGAACUUGCGCCAGGAACAUUUUUAAUGCUAAACCCUUGACAUUAGCUCAUUCAGUUGGAAGGAUUCAACUCUGGCGGCUUUUACUAAGAGACUUAAGACAGAAGCUGGUGAUCAAUCAUUUCAACACAACUGGCAGGUUGUUUUGAAAUUGAAUAUUCUUUGAUCGACAAGUAAGCACGCGGAUUAUUUGGAUUUGUCUGUUCUGAACCUGGUGGUGGUACAGAAAACAACUAUUAGCCAUUUUGAUAUAACCCUUGAGUCUCUGCUCUUCUCAACAAGCUCAUUAAGCAUUUUAUCCAUGGAUUUUAUUUCCCCUCUGAUCAGCGUAGUUGACAGGUUAUGCACGGCUAUGGCUAGUCGGAUUAGCAAUAUUAUCGAUUUGGACAGAAGGAUACACUCGGUCACUACUGAACUAAAUGAGCUGAAGGACAAGAGAGAUGACUUAAGAACACGGGUUGAGCGAGCUGAACUGGAUGGAUCAAGACGUACAAAUGAAGUCCAGAGGUGGCUGGCAAGAGUAGAAGUUAUUGAAGCUGAAGCAACCUCCAUUAUAGAGAAUCUUGGACAGAGAAGGCAAGGCUUGGGGUGCUUAAAUUCAAGCUGUUAUUCAAAAUACAGCCUGAGCGAGGAGAUUGUAGAGAAGCUGAAGGAGAUAAGUGACCUGAAGGCGAAAAGUGUUUUUGAGAGACCAGUGACAGAGCCGCAUACUGCUCCUGUUGAGGAGAAACCGUGUAAGCCAGCUAUUGGCAUCAGUGUAAUGUUAGACAAGGUCUGGGAGUUUCUUGAGGAGGGUAAAGUGGGAAUUAUUGCAUUAUAUGGAAUGGGUGGAGUCGGGAAGACCACCCUUCUGAAGACCAUCAAUAAUGCAUUUCUUACCAGAGCUCACAAUUUUGACGCAGUAAUAUGGGUCUUGGUCUCUAAGGAAUUUGUUGUCAGUAAGAUCCAACAGUCCAUUCUGGCCAGGUUAGGAUUGCCAUGGGAAGAAAGUGAAGCCCAUGAACUGCAAACUUCAAAGAUUUACAAUGUUUUGAAAAAGAAGAGGUUCCUCCUAUUGCUGGAUGAUGUUUGGGAAAGAAUUGAUCUCGAGGAUAUAGGAAUUCCUCUUCCCGAUGAGGAAAAUAAAUGCAAGCUGAUAUUCACAACACGUUCCAUGGAUGUGUGCACUGACAUGGAUGCUCAUCGGAAGCUCAAAGCAGAAUUCUUGGGCGAUGAGAAAUCAUGGCAAUUAUUUUGUGAGAAGGUUGGAAGAACGGAGAUUUUAGAGUCACCACCUAUUAGAACUUAUGCUGAGACAAUUGUCAGAAAAUGUGGAGGUUUACCGCUCGCCUUGAUCACUGUGGGAAGAGCGAUGGCCAAUAAGGAGACUGAAGAAGAAUGGAAGUAUGCAAUUGAAUUACUCAACAAAUCUCCAUCUGAACUUCGAGGUAUGGAAGAUGUAUUUGCCCUCCUAAGGUUUAGCUAUGACAAUUUGGAGAAUGAAACAAUAAAAAUGUGCUUUUUGUAUUGUUCUCUAUUCCCUCAAAGCUAUUCCAUUGAGAAAGAACAGCUUGUAGAGUACUGGAUUGCGGAAGGGUUUCUGGACAGUUCCUAUGACAGUAAUGCCCAUAAUAAAGGGUAUGCUGCAAUUGGAUCCCUAAAAGUGGCCUGCUUACUGGAAACAGGCGAAGAAGAAACCCAAGUGAAGAUGAAUGAUGUUAUCCGAAGUUUUGCCUUAUGGAUAGCAUCUGAAUCUGGAGUAAAUAAGGGAAAGUUUUUGGUAGAGGCAAGCUUGGACCUUACUGAAGCUCCCAGAGUUCAAAACUGGGAAGGAACACAGAGAAUUUCUUUGUUAGACAAUGGAAUCACAGGACUAAAAGAAGUACCUGUGUGCCCAAAUCUGUUGACUCUGCUGCUUCAGUGGAAUAAUGGUCUGAAUCGAAUACCAGAUGACUUUUUUCAAUUUAUGUCUGCUCUUAGAGUCCUGGAUUUGUCAUUUACAAGCAUCAGAAAGAUCCCAGUGAGCAUCAAUCAAUUAUUAGAGUUGCGUCAUCUUAAUUUAGCAGCUACGAAAAUAACCACAUUGCCCAAGGAGCUAGGAAGUUUAACGAAGCUGAACCACUUGAAUCUGUUGCGCACAUACUCUCUUCGAACAAUUCCUCUUGAGGCUAUAUCUGGACUUUCAGAGUUGGUGGUCUUGAAUUUGUAUUACAGUUAUGAGCGUUGGGAACUUCAGAAUUUUGACGGCGAAGCUGAAGUUGGAUUUGAGGAAUUGGAGACCUUGAGACACCUCCGCAUCCUUGGUUUAACCAUUUCCACAAUAAUCUCCCUGAACAGAUUCUCUAGCUUCAGAAGUUUAGUUAGAUGUAUACAGUAUUUGCACAUAAAGGAAUGUGAAGGAUUAACUCAAUUAGAAUUUUCAUCAACUUUCGGUUAUGGAAAAACAUUGAGAAGACUUAGCAUCAGAAACUGCUAUGACUUAAAUUACUUGGUAGUGGAUACCGAGGAUGGAGAAAGGUGGCUGCCUAACCUGGAGGUUCUAGCCUUGCAAGGCCUACCCAAUGUAACUUCAGUGUGGAAAAACCCUGUGAGAAAAGCAAGCCUGCAAAAUCUGCGCUUGUUGAAUAUCUGGUAUUGCCAUAGAUUGAAGAAUGUUUCAUGGGUAUUAUCACUUCCAAUGUUAGAAGUAAUUUACUUGUUCUACUGCAAAGAAAUGGAAGAAGUGGUAAGCGGAGGAGAAAAACUAGAGCCUGAUUCAAAGGCAUUUUCAAGGCUCAAAACUAUAUCCAUCCGUGACCUCCCUGAAUUGAGGAGUAUCACUCCGUGGACAUUGGCUCUCCCAUGCUUGAAGAGCAUUGCUGUGAUUGAUUGCCCAAAGCUGAAGAAACUACCAAUCAGAACCUCUAAUUCCUCAACCCUGCCAUCGGUGUAUUGUGGUAAGGAAUGGUGGGAUGGAUUAGACUGGGAAGAACCCAACGCCAAAUCUGCUUUCCUUACCAACUUCACAUCAAAUUGAUGGAGCAUGCACUUCGUGGUAUUUGGUAUGUCAUGCUUUCCAUGGAUGCUAAACUUUAUUCCCUUUUCCUACAUUUUCUUUUGUAGAAAUGUUGUCUUAUGUAUGUAGAAACUCUCAAAUUUUAAAUGCAUAGCUGGAGGUCUCCUCAGGAGUCAGGAUCAAAAUUAGGAUUAAUAUCACUGUCAUACUCAAAAUAAUCAGCACCAAGGUUCAACAAACUGAAAUGAGGCAAAAUAGAAUGUUUCACACUAAAUGGGUUAAAGUAAUAUAAGAAGAAGAAAAUGAUGGUCCAAAUGCUUCAGGCUACCAGUCAUUGAACUUUUUUAACAGUCACAGUUAUACUACAUAUUUCACAAAAUUCUGAGUGUUGCAGUUUCCAAUAUCUGACAUAGCCUCUUUCCAGCACCCUCAAGUUAAAGGAAUACGAGUGUAUGAUGGCUGGAAUGUAGGUGGCAAAAUUCUGGUCUAUACUGCAUCCUUAAAGGGAAUAUUCGGUCCUGUUGGAAUGGCAAAAAAUGGAAAAUCUAACGCCUCUUUAGUACUCCUAAGACAUCUGCUACGUGUCUAGAAGCCCACAUUAACUCCAACAGGCCCUAGGUUCUAAUCCAUAAAUAUGCCAAUCUUAAAUUAAACACAAAUUCAAGAGGACUCAAAGACUUGAGGAGUUGUUCCCCCUCCACUCAAGAUGGUGAUGAGUGGUGGCAUUUAUUAUUAGCUUUUUAGUCUACAACUCCGAGAUUCUUGCAAGGUUUUUAGAUGCUUUUCAGCUUUGGGAUUAACUUAAUCCAGCAUCAACACCUUUCAUAGGCAUCACAUCUAGGCAGAAAAACAAACAGUAACAACUCAACUCAAAACAGGAGAUGCAGAAAGGCUUGAGGUAAUAGGAACAAGCAAACUAAAAUGUCCUUGGCACCCAUCCGAUUUGAGCAUUUGUUCUCAGUAGUAGCCAAAUAUGGUUUUUGUUUUUCCUUGGCUCUUUUAAGUUUAAAUUGUGAUUCAUACCCCAUUGAGCAAUCUAUCCUUCCCGGUACCAUUCCACAAUCUAUCACUGGGCAAAUGGUUUUGUUCCAAUUUUGUCAGGAUAUAUCCCAAAAGGACAAGAUUUGCCACUCAUGGGCAUGGCUCUAAGUACAAGUAUUCCUUGCCCAGAGGAAUCGGAAAUGUCGUUGAGCCAUGGACCCAUGGUACUUGGUUAAGACACAGCAGUUGAGUACUGGAAAGGCAGCCAUGGAUAGAAUUUUCAUUUAAGCAAGAUUACAUUCAAAUUAUCGAAUGCUACUUAGGUUCCAGCAGCCCUUUAUCACCCUCACAUCAGAGUAUUUAGAAAA
This is a messenger RNA of Durio zibethinus, 4869 nucleotides long. RefSeq names its product NB-ARC domain-containing disease resistance protein (gene RPS2). The record is from RefSeq and is a predicted model, not a curated record. Lineage: Eukaryota; Viridiplantae; Streptophyta; Magnoliopsida; Malvales; Malvaceae. Gene Ontology annotation, molecular function: ADP binding.